This is a messenger RNA of Thrips palmi, 1224 nucleotides long. RefSeq names its product aldo-keto reductase family 1 member B1-like. Bases 1 to 1056 code for a protein of 351 amino acids. Gene Ontology annotation, molecular function: aldose reductase (NADPH) activity. The record is from RefSeq and is a predicted model, not a curated record. NCBI's taxonomy places the organism in Eukaryota, Metazoa, Arthropoda, Insecta, Thysanoptera, Thripidae. The transcript has 9 exons. Gene Ontology annotation, cellular component: cytosol.
AUGCCGACCGCCAAACUCGCGCCCACCGCCCUGCUCAACGACGGCACCCGCAUCCCCGUCCUCGGCCUGGGGACGUACAAGGUCCACGCAGAAGUGGGCAGAACAGGAUCGGGUCUCCACGAGGAAAUCCCAUUUGGGGUCCACGUUCGGGGACCGAGUAACGGCGAGGACGCGCAGGCCGGCGUCGGGGAGGUGGAGCAGGCCGUGCUGGACGCGCUGGACGUCGGCUACCGCCACAUCGACACCGCCCUGCUGUACGACAGCGAGGCGGAGGUCGGCCGCGCCAUCCGCACCAAGAUCGCCCAGGGCGUGGUCAAGCGCGAGGACGUGUUCGUCUGCACCAAGCUCUGGAACAAUGCGCACCGGCCGGACCUGGUUGAGCCGACGUGCCGCCAGUCGCUCGCCAACCUGGGCCUGGACUACGUGGACCUGUACCUGAUGCACUGGCCCACGGCCUUCAAGGAGGGCCCCGACUACGUGCCCACGGACGCGGACGGCAAGGUGGUGUUCAGCGACGUGGACAUCAUGGACACCUACCGCGCCAUGGAGGAGCUGGUGCGCAAGGGCCUGGUGCGCUCCAUCGGCGUGUCCAACUUCAACUCGGCGCAGCUGGAGCGCGUGCUGGACCAGUGCGCCAUCAAGCCCGUCGUCAACCAGGUGGAGUGCCACCCGCACUUCAACCAGAGCAAGCUGAUCGGGCUGUGCGCGCAGCACGGCGUGCGGGUCGUCGCCUACAGCCCCUUCGGCUCGCCGGAGUCGCCCUGGAGCGGCGGCAGGGUGGACCGCAUCCUGGACGACCCCGCCAUCGCGGCGGUCGCGCGCAAGCACGGCAAGACCCCCGGGCAGGUGGUGCUCCGCUUCCUGAUUCAAAUCAACGCCAUCCCCAUCCCCAAGUCCGUGACCAAGUCUCGCAUCCAGCAAAACUUUGAAAUCUUCGACUUCGAGCUGAACGGAGACGACAUGGAGACCUUGAACGCCCUGAACAAGGAUAGGCGCAUCUGUCUCUUCAAAGAAGGUCUUGGUCAUCCCGAGUAUCCAUUUUCGAUUGAAUACUAAAACGCAUUCAGAUCAUAAAAUUUAGUCAAGUGUAAAUUAAUUUGUUUUACCUUGCGUACCCACCGAUUUACUUGAGCGUUGGAGAGACACGCGCCGUGGAAUUUGAGGUUGGAAUGGAAAAACGAAACGAGGAGCUACUUAUAUCACAUUAAAUAUUUUUUUUAUUCA